This is a messenger RNA of Darwinula stevensoni, 952 nucleotides long. The record is from the annotation of a GenBank genome assembly. Lineage: Eukaryota; Metazoa; Arthropoda; Ostracoda; Podocopida; Darwinulidae.
CUCUUGCCGAGAUCCAGACAGGAAUUUUCUGGAACAUUCUGAGAUUUGGAAUUGCCUGGAACCAUCUCGAACGACUGGGUUCGUGCUAUAAAUUCGGCUCGCAGCGAGGACCUAUCACAUUCGAACGAGAAGUCCGAGUUGGUGAGAGCAUUCGACGAAGGCCAAGCCCACCAAAUCUCGAGUGCAUAUCAUUGCAUCUCUUCUGCAAGCUCAUCCAAAACCAAUCACAAUGGCCAUGUUCCGAUGGGGAAUGUCCCCUCGACGCGACUGGUGGGGGGAAGUGGACCCGGUCACUCGCCUCUUCGACCAAAACUUCGGCUUGGGCUUGGGGGACGACGACCUCCUUGCCCCGGCCACGUUUCACCCCUUUUACAUCCGGCUCCGGCGACCGAAUCACGAGAGGCUCAAGUCGGGCGUGAGCGAGGUGGUCAACGAUAACGAGAAAUUUCAGCUGAAACUAGACGUACAGCAAUUCGCCCCCGAAGAGAUCCACGUGAAAACCGUGGAGAACUCCGUCGUGAUCGAAGGCAAACACGAGGAGAAGCAAGACGAUCACGGCUUCGUCUCCCGCCACUUCCUGCGCCGCUACCUCCUCCCCCCCCACGUACGACCGGAGGACAUCCAGUCCUCCCUCUCCUCCGAUGGCGUCCUCAUCGUCACCGCUCCCAAAAUGGCGAUCGAGAAUGCUCCGAACGAGCGCGUGGUGCCCAUCGCCCAGACCAAUCAGCCGGCGAUGAUCAAGGAGAACCAGAAGAAAGAAUAAGAAUCUCUCCCAUAUUUUGAUCUCGGGCAUUCCUGUUACAAGUGAAAACUUAUGGUUCGAGAGUGAAACACGGCCCUACCCUUCGUUACCCUACCCAUUACCUACCUCUCCAGUGCGAUUUGUGUUUUUCUGUACCCUAGAAAAUUGUGAAUGUCUUGUUUUUUCUUCCCAAUCUCAAUAUAAGGCGUG